AUGUUGCACAGCUUCAUGAUCAUCUCUGGCCGAGGUGGCCUCGUCUUGUAUCGCAAAGUGUUCACCAGGGCCCCGAAUCAACCACGACUGAUCGCUGGGCUCGUGACAGCUUUGGGAGAGUUUUCAGUACGAUCAAUUGGCAUCCCAAUUACCCACAUUGAACUCGAAAACGUAACUAUCACCGCCUUGGAAAUCCCUAUCGGAAACGAUGAAGCCGGGUCGGAGCACUUGCGGGCUGUGCUGUUUCAUGACACAGGUGAUGCGGACCUUUACGGUCACUCUGUUGGUUUACAGCUUUUGACGGUGUUUAAAGAGAACUAUGCAGAACGCCUUCUCUCUUUGCAACUAGCCAACGUGCAGGGAGUUGAAGACAUAUUUAAAGGCUUCGGAGCGCUGGUGCGCCCGGCUAUUGUAGCCUCAGUUUUUCCCCUCCUCGAGUUUCGUACGUAG
This is a messenger RNA of Chondrus crispus (carragheen), 450 nucleotides long. RefSeq lists its product as hypothetical. The record is from RefSeq and is a predicted model, not a curated record. The transcript has a single exon. NCBI's taxonomy places the organism in Eukaryota, Rhodophyta, Florideophyceae, Gigartinales, Gigartinaceae. Bases 1 to 450 code for a protein of 149 amino acids.